This is a messenger RNA of Ricinus communis (castor bean), 1058 nucleotides long. RefSeq names its product cyclin-U4-1. The record is from RefSeq and is a predicted model, not a curated record. Gene Ontology annotation, molecular function: protein kinase binding. Gene Ontology annotation, biological process: regulation of cyclin-dependent protein serine/threonine kinase activity. NCBI's taxonomy places the organism in Eukaryota, Viridiplantae, Streptophyta, Magnoliopsida, Malpighiales, Euphorbiaceae. The coding region runs from base 187 to 798 and encodes 203 amino acids. The transcript is spliced from 2 exons.
AUGUUUAAGAAGCUGGGAAGGUAACUGUAAAUGAGAUCCCUUUAUUAACGGCCAACUUUCCUUAACAAAGCCAUUCUUAUUCAUAUAAACAGAACACAAUAGAAAAAGCAAAGCCUAUCUCACACGCUAUACAAACACAGAAACAUCUUUAAACCCAAGAAAAUCAAAACUCAAAUCUAAACUAUAAUGGCAGAUUUAGAGGCUACAGUAGUAGUGAUGCCUAAGGUCGUAACCUUUCUCUCUUCUCUUCUCCAAAGAGUAGCAGAAUCGAACGAUCUUAGCCAUCAGCUACACCCUCAAAGGAUCUCUGUCUUUCAUGGCCUAACAAGGCCUAGCAUAUCGGUACAGAGUUAUCUUGAAAGAAUCUUCAAGUAUGCCAAUUGCAGUCCUUCUUGCUUUGUCAUUGCCUAUGUUUACCUUGAUCGGUUUGCCCAGAGACAACCUUCUUUUCCUAUCAAUUCUUUCAAUGUUCAUAGGCUGCUCAUUACCAGUGUCUUGGUUUCAGCAAAGUUCAUGGAUGACAUAUAUUACAACAAUGCCUACUAUGCAAAAGUCGGUGGGAUCAGCACAUCAGAGAUGAAUAUUCUUGAAGUGGAUUUCUUGUUUGGUUUAGGCUUCCAAUUAAAUGUGACACCAAACACCUUCCACACUUACUGCUCUUACCUCCAAAGAGAAAUGUUGGUGCAAUCUUCUCAACAUCAAUUAGUAGAACCUCCUCUAAAUAUGGCAAGGGCAUUAAAAAUCCAUUGCUGUUUCAGUGAAGAUGAGUCCACCCAUCAAAAGCAACUUGCUGUGUAGAUAACUAGGAAGUUGAAGUUGGAUUAGUGAUUUUUUUUCUUUUGUGUAUUAAAAGAAAACUUAGUAGGUUUAUAGCAAAUAGUAUUGUAGGGGAUCUUUCUCAUGUGGGAUAUAGGAUUUUUCCACAUGCAUUCUGCUUUGACAUCCAGUCCAAACCCUCAUUUGGCUUUCCAUGAUUUAAACCAGUGUGCUUUUUUAACACAUGUUCACCCUCAUCAUGCUUCAAUUUCUUUAGUUAACUGAAUUCUUCUCCUUCCUUA